AUGUUGCAUGAAGCAAGGGACAGACAGAAGUUCUUCAGUGAUGUUCAAUAUCUGCGGGAAAUGCAGCAUAAGGUGGAGUCUGAAUAUCAGGCUUGUCUGAGAAGACAGGAACACAGAAGAGACUCAGCCGAGAACUAUGGAGAUCUAUCCGGGGGGCAAGAGACAAAUUUUGAGAAAUCCUGGUUUUCAAGUGGGACACCUUCCAAACAGACUUCUGGUAAGGAGGACCCUCUAGCCAAACCAAAAUUAGCUGUCAAAAAUUCUGCGGUGAAGUGUGAGUCCAGACUUCCAGCAAUCAACCAAACAUCCAUCAGGCAAAAAGAUAAAAGCACCAUGACCACAAAGAAACCAGAGAACGUGGGCCCCAGCAAACCCUCUGCAGCAGCCCAGUCACCCCAGAUUUUAUCCAAGAAGAGGAGGCCAAACCUGGGGAGACUGACGGUCAGCCCAGACCUGCAGAGCCCGGGAGCGCCUGGGGACAGAAGCAGACAGAAGUCACAGCUGCCCGUGAAGGCGCCGGCCCUCCGGGGAGCAGAUCCAGUUCAACGAGAAGGUGCGAUGUGGACAAGCAACGCUAAACCGAAGAGGCCAAUGCGAGAGAGAAGGAACUUGGUCCCACCCUCACGGCCAAUGACCGUGACCAAGAACACCCCUGAGAGAGCCCGGAAAGGAGACCAGCGUGCUCUUUCCCAGAAGGAGCCCCAGCCGGCCCCAGCCCAGGCCUUCCCAGGAACAAACAGGCCGCGGGUGUCGAGUGAGUCCUCAGGGCCGCCACCCUUCACCACCACCACGGGAGAGUCGAGAUGGGCGCCAUUUAGGUUCAGGGAUGAAGAUUUUUAUUCCAUCUUGUCAUUGAGCUGUGGAGGAGAAAGUGAUGACACUGAGGAGGAAACCCACGAGGAGGAAGAGCGUUUGUUGGCCAGUAUGUGUGAACCCCAUUCUCCUUCCCGUCGCAAGAGAAGUCAGUUUCUCGGCACAUCAGCCCUACUGGCCAAAAACAAAAAUUUUGAAGAAAAUCCUGAAAGUUGCAGGGCUAAUUCUGUAAGAAAAAGUAAGUGCAAUCAUGGCUCACUAAGAAUAAGCAAUGUAAUGGAGCCAGUGAGAGAGCAGGCUCCCGUCGGGCAAAGGAUGUCCCAAGACCCCAGGCUGCCUAAUGGGGGGUCUGCCACAGAGAACGACAGUGGUGACAGUGAAAUCGAGGACAAGACCUUUCAUUCACAGGACACCAAACUCAACCCUAAUCUAGAAGAUGGUCUCAGUGCUAAAGAUGCAUUUAGUGAUUGCGCUUCUGUGGAAGACAGGCCAGGCACCCAUAAUUACGAGAGAGAAUGGCAAACCUAUUUAAAUAACUCCAGCACUCCUCUUGAUUACUUUCCUUCUGGUAGACCUAGAUCACCAAUGAAUUCAUCUUAUAACACCCCGGGAUCGUUAACGCACUCUGCCCUGACAGAUGACGUUCCAGUAGACUUGUCGAUGACAGCCCCUUCAGUUCACAGUUCAAACUCAGAGGGAACCUCAAGGCUUAAUGCUCGCCGACCACUGUCCCCCAUUAGAAAUAGGAAGCCAUCUGCCAGUCCUGAAAACCACAGUUAUUUUCCAGCAAACGGUGCACGUGAAUUUGAUGUCAGGGGAGCAGAAGCUAGUGCUUCAGCAAGCCAAUCUCAGGGGGCUCCAUUGUACACAGAAGAUUUCUUACUAAAUCCUCAAAGAAGCUUGUCAUUGGUGGAGACUACCAGCUCCUCUGCAUCAGGGACGAACUUACAGGGCCACUUGUACGUGCAUGGGUCCCUGCAAGAAAACAUACCUCUCACUUUCUUCGCAGCAUCUGAUUUCCCACAUCAGAAUGGCAGUGGGAACAGAAUGGUGGUCUCUGGUUUCACAGACGAAAAGGCAGCCACUAAAAUAAAGGCUGACCCCGAAAAACUCAAGAAAUUUCAAGAAAGUCUCCUGGAGGAGGACUCUGAGGAGGAGGGAGACUUGUGUCGCAUUUGUCAGAUGACGGGGGGUUCCCCAACCAACCCCCUCCUGGAGCCUUGCAGCUGCGUGGGAAGCCUGCAAUUUGUUCAUCAAGAGUGCCUGAAAAGGUGGCUGAAAGUGAAAAUAACAUCAGGAGCGGAUCUGGGUGCUGUGAAGACCUGUGAGAUGUGUAAGCAAGGCCUCCUGGUCGACCUGGAUGAUUUUAACCUGACCGAGUUCUACCGGAAGCACCAGCAAUCCCGGGUGCAAAACGAGCUGAUGAACUCAGGCCUGUACCUGGUGCUGCUGCUUCACCUCUACGAGCAGAGGUUUGCAGAACUCAUAAGACUCAACUAUAGCCGGGCAGCGAGGGCACGGUUGUCAAGAAAUUUCCCACAACCCAGGCCGGAAGAAAAUGAAAAUGCCGAGCUGGGAGAUGGAACCGAAAACGGCAUUCAUCAAGGCAACAGCAGGGUCGUCUAG
Messenger RNA from Phyllostomus hastatus (greater spear-nosed bat), 2439 nucleotides. It is a transcript of the gene MARCHF10, whose product is annotated as membrane associated ring-CH-type finger 10. Gene Ontology annotation, molecular function: zinc ion binding. The record is from RefSeq and is a predicted model, not a curated record. The transcript has 10 exons. Lineage: Eukaryota; Metazoa; Chordata; Mammalia; Chiroptera; Phyllostomidae. Bases 1 to 2439 code for a protein of 812 amino acids.